Acanthosepion pharaonis is the source of this 489-nucleotide messenger RNA. NCBI's taxonomy places the organism in Eukaryota, Metazoa, Mollusca, Cephalopoda, Sepiida, Sepiidae. The record is from the annotation of a GenBank genome assembly.
AUGAUUUCUUUCUUUCUUUCUUUCCCAUAUGAUUUCUUUCUUUCUUUCUUUCUUUCCCGUAUGAUUUCUUUCUUUCUUUCUUUCUUUCUUUUCCAACCAAUUCCGCAGACCACGUCCCUUGGAGAUGUGUCUGAUUGUUUUUCAAGUAUUUCUUUUUUUCUUUCUCAUUCCUCCUCUUUCUUUUUACGUUUUCUACUCUUUUCCUAUCUCCCCCCUCCCCUCUCCCUUGACUACUUUCUAUCUGUAUCUAUCUUCCUCUUCUUCCUUUCUUGUAUGUGUCUAAUUUUUCUGCUCUCCCUUUUUUCUUCCUCAAAUAUUAAUAUUUUUUUUUCUAAAUGCUUCCACUUUUUCUCCUUGUCAUUUUUUUUUUCUGCCACUCUCCUUUUUUACACUCAUCUCUCUUACUGGCAAUUUCUGUCAUUUUACGUUUUUCUUUCUUCGACUUGCUUCUAUUUUUUUCCACGAGUCAAUCAUCAUUUCUCUUCUUAA